Messenger RNA from Hirundo rustica (Barn swallow), 303 nucleotides. RefSeq names its product titin-like. The record is from RefSeq and is a predicted model, not a curated record. The transcript is spliced from 3 exons. Bases 6 to 269 code for a protein of 87 amino acids. Lineage: Eukaryota; Metazoa; Chordata; Aves; Passeriformes; Hirundinidae.
CUGAGAUGGCUGAGAGGAUUGUUCCAGAGAAGAAGGUGCCCCCUGGUCUAUCUAAAAAAACAGAAGCUUCACUUCCUAAAGUUCCCAAGGUGCCCAAGAAAGGUGUUCUGGAAGAGCCUACACCUGUAACUGUGCCCAAAAAGCCAGAACCGGCAGCAGUUCGAGCACCCGAGGUGCCCCGGAAGGCUGCUCGUGAGGAAAAAAUACCUGUGCCCCCUGCCAAAGCACCAGAGCUUCCAGCACCCAGAGGUACCUGUCUUCAUGGGUAACAUGUUCUUAACAAAGAACAAAGUCAAUCUUCUU